UAACGGAAACGAAGCUGUUAGCUUCAGGAAAUCGGUGGUGGGAAAAGGUUUCCUUUCUGUAGUCCAACCUGCCCUGUACGAAGUCAAAUAUACACAGAGCGCCAACAACCUGAAGCCAAUGGACAAUCGAGUACUAGUGUUUAAUCUGCGGUGUGUCCGACGAUAGCACGCCCCGGUUGCAGAGGCGCCGGGCUGGGCCGGAACCAGGACCAGGACCAGGACCAGGCCCGGACGGACCGACAUCACCCAGCGCAGUGUUUAGCGACACCGGCGGGCUGGUGUGUGAGUUAGCGGGGGGUGGGGGGGGGCUGGCAUGCAGUCCGGAGGGGAAGUGUAAUGUUUAUCACCGUCAGUAGCGAGACAGCAGAGCCCUUUAUAGUUGCGGUUGAUCAGAUGUGAAGGAGUCUGUAGGAUGGGUCAGACUGAACGCAGACAGACGAGAGCUAGCUUUAGCAAACAGCAGAGUUAACGUCACCGGACAUCAACUUUUUUUUACUCGCUAAGGAGCUACACAACGCAACAAAGUCAAACGAGUAUGAGCAGUAUAUCUGGGUUAAUGUGAAGACUGAGAAGUCUCUUUAUAUCGUGUAAUACUUUUCAGUUGCUUGCGAGCUCUUAAACGGCCUGAUAAAUGUUUCUGGAGCGAGUAUAGCAGCUGAGCUAAGUCGUUAGCUGCUAAGUUAGCCUGUCUCCUGUCGCCCUCAUGAAAGAAUACAAAGUGGUCGUGCUGGGCAGCGGCGGCGUCGGUAAGUCCGCGCUGACCGUCCAGUUUGUCACCGGCACUUUCAUCGAGAAAUAUGACCCCACCAUCGAGGACUUUUAUCGAAAGGAGAUCGAGGUGGACUCGUCUCCUUCCGUGCUGGAGAUCCUCGACACGGCGGGGACGGAGCAGUUCGCCUCCAUGAGAGAUCUCUACAUAAAGAACGGACAGGGCUUCAUCCUGGUCUACAGCCUGGUCAACCAGCAGUCAUUCCAGGAUAUUAGACCAAUGAGGGAUCAAAUAGUGCGAGUGAAGCGCUUUGAGAAGGUGCCGUUGAUCCUGGUCGGGAACAAAGUGGACCUGGAGUCUGAGCGUGAGGUCGCCGGGUCAGAUGGACGAGCUCUGGCUCAAGAGUGGGGCUGUCCUUUCAUUGAAACUUCUGCAAAGAGCAAGACUAUGGUGGACGAGCUCUUCGCAGAGAUCGUGCGACAGAUGAAUUAUUCCACACUGCCAGAGAAGCAGGAGCAGUGCUGCACAGCCUGCGUGGUGCAGUGAGGAAGAGAUGCAUAUUUUGUCUCGGCCGCCACAGAGAUCCUGAUGAACCAUGAACCUGGGGACUACGUGACAUUUGAUCUUACUGACACAACUUACCGUAGCUGGUAAAGUUUCUGUUUGCGGUUGUUUCUGACCGUAAGUCGUAAACCAUCUGACAGGAGAAAUGUCGGUCCUAUUUUUGAUAUCAUAACUGUUGAGACUUUUCUGCUGCAACCUUUACGGCCUUGGCAAUGACCCAAGAGGGAGUCGGAAAGACGGACUUUUGUGAAGCAGGAAUGGCCAUCUGUGAAUUUCAGUCUCUUUUUUUUAAAUACCUUUUUAGUUGGAGGUAUCACAAAAUAAUAAGCAGGAGUGUAUGUGAGGUUGCAGCUUCUUUUUAAAGCUGCUUUAAUCACUAUUAUAUUCUUUAUUAUUACUUGUAUAAUGUCUCAAGUUGGAAUUUGACAAAGUAUUUCAUAAUAUUCAAACAUGUUGACUUUUAAGCAUGCAUGCUUCAACCAGUUUGCUGCCAAGGUACUCUGCUUUUUUUCCCUACUGACACAAACUACCGUUACAGUGGUAUAUUUUAGAUUUGGGGAAACUAAGAUGGGAUGUAUGAAUUUUCAAAUUUAACCUGAAAAAACUUACAUCAAUUAACACUUUAUCCAGCAGCAUCCUUAAUUUACCUUCUUGUGAUCGCAGUAACCUGAAGCAGCUAAACUCAUUUGAAAACAUGCAUGCUUAAAAGUGGAAAAAUGUUCCACUAAAUGAACUUGAAGUGAUAAGGAAGAGCCAUUUUACUGUUUUUUUUUAGCCGGAGCUGUCUCAGUCUCUACAAGGCAUGAAUCGUGUGGACGCAGGUCUUCCAGUUUCAGUUUUCUCUGUGGGAGAAUGAUUUUGGAAUGACCAAAGGAAGCUCACAAUGCAUAUUUUAGUGUUUGACUAUAUGACGUGUGUUGCUUUAAAUUCAAGAGAAGCUGUUUUUCUUUUCAUUAAACAACUUGCUGCGAUGUGGUUUGAUAAAAGUUCUGGCACAGUUAAUCAGAUUUAACUUUGUAUUUUUCUUUUUCUUAUAGUAACCUAUUUAUUAAAACUAAUGACAUGGUUAGCCAGUUUUAAACUUUUCAUUUUAUACUAGUUUUGGCUUUUGUGACUUAUCAGGAUUUAAGGUACAUUGUUUUUUUUUUUAAGCUGAGGAUUUAACAGAGCCUUAAAUAAUUUCUGUUGCACCCUGGUCUCAUGUUUCUUUAUUUUUUCAAAGAUAAAAAGCUGUCAUUGUUUGGUAAUAAACAUGUUGGCCUCUC
Molecule: messenger RNA, 2538 nt
Organism: Labrus mixtus (cuckoo wrasse)
Lineage: Eukaryota; Metazoa; Chordata; Actinopteri; Labriformes; Labridae
Gene: rap2c
Product: RAP2C, member of RAS oncogene family
Exons: 3
Coding region: 704-1255 (183 amino acids)
Biological process (GO): negative regulation of cell migration; Rap protein signal transduction
Cellular component (GO): plasma membrane
Molecular function (GO): GTPase activity; GDP binding; GTP binding
Source: RefSeq, a predicted model, not a curated record